GAGCGUGUUCUGGCUCCGGGGCGCUCGACCUUGGCAGUUCGCUUUUCUGGCUGCGCGGUGGGCUGCUCCGGCUCCGCGGUGCGUCGCAAACGUGCGUCGUUUGCGUGCGAUUUUGUCUUCUUUGACUUUGGUGGAUAACUUGCUCUGCACGCUUGGACCAUGACUUUGGAGGAAGUCCGUGGCCAGGAGACCUUGCCGGAGAGCACCGGCCGGAAGCAGAGUGCCGGGAAAGCGCUGCACGCGCUACUGCUGUCUGCCCUGCGACAGGGCUGCCUUACCGCUGGCGUCUACGAGUCUGCCAAGGUCCUGAACGUGGAUCCUGACAACGUGACUUUCUGCGUGCUGGCCGCGGACGAGGAGGAUGAGAGUGACAUCGCUCUGCAGAUCCACUUCACGCUCAUCCAGGCGUUCUGCUGCGAGAACGACAUUGACAUUGUGCGUGUCGGUAAUGUGCAGCGGCUGGCAGCGAUCGUGGGCACCGGGGAGGAGAAGGGUGCACCCGGCGAUCUGCACUGCAUCCUUAUCUCAAAUCCCAACGAGCAUGCCUGGAAGGAUCCCGCCUUGGAGAAGCUCAACUUGUUCUGCGAGGAGAGCCGCAGCGUCAAUGACUGGGUGCCUAGUAUUCCCCUCCCCGAGUGACGGCCCAGCACCGGGACGUUUGUCUGAUCAACAUGGCGCGACUCCCCGAGGGCCUAGCGCGUGACUAGGUCUCGGGAUUCGGCCCCCAAGGGAGGGGGAGUCGGCGUGAGUCCUUGGACUAGCAGGCCGUGGCGUUGUAGAGGCCAGCAGGAUCGGGGUGUGGGGGCCCAAGCUUGGUGGAGAGGACCUGGGACGGUGAGGGUCAGGCCCACCCGAAGCUGAGGCACUUUGCACGUGUCAGAAACUGCUGCUCCCCUGCCAGCCAGAGAGAGAGAGAGAGAGAGAGAGAGAGACAGGCUGCAGACCGGAGGAAAGGAGGACUGGCUCAAAGACACGACUCAGCCGCACCCAAAGGAACCUAGGAGAAAGGCGGGGCGACGGUGGAGUUUAUUCAGUGACAAGGUCUGUGUCGAACUUGGCAGACAUGAACCGCUUUUGAAAUACAGAUCCGGGUUAUGCAUACAUUGUUUUAAAGGUUGCUGCAAUGGAAGCUUUGAAUUUACAAUAAACGUUCCGAAACCAAUUCAUUUUCGUUAUUGAGGGCAAGAGAGUCUUUUUUUGCUGGGGAUGGUAGGCGUCAAGGUUUCAGAUGAUUACUAAAACUUGGACCUGAUGGUUCCUGUUUUGUUGUUGGGCACAUUAUAGGCACUGGGACCUUGGCUUUGGGGGUACGAUGCGUUGGUCAACGGUUGUAGAGCUUGGAGUUCCAUUCGCAUUUAUUUCUUUUUAGGAAAAAAUUUAACAUGCAAAGCAGGCACACUUGAGAUAAGCAGUUAGGGCUGGAGCUAAAGGCUUGCCUUUCCCUGUUUCCUCCCCUCCCCCACCGCUCUCUUCUUUCUGACAGCUGCUUAUCUGAACCUUGCGCAGGGCUGGAUCAGCCAGCCUCAGGGUGCACAAUGUGCCUGCCUUCUGCCGGAGCUGCCCUUUGUGGUCCCGAGAGGGAGGAUGGUGGUAGACUAUGCUAAUAGAGAGUUUCUCUUAAAAAUUCUGAUACAAGGAAUUGGGCCAAAUUAAUAUCAAGUGUGACGCUUGAUGACGAUAGUUAAGUCUGAGUCAUCCUUAUGCCAAGACUAUGAUAGAACAGCAGUGUAACUAAGGGAAGUGGGGGGAGGGUGCAGACCAUUGUUGGAGGGGAUGUUAGCAAUGAUUGCAAAAUUAUUGUGCCGUGUUUCCAGCUGAUAUCAUUUGAUGUGGAAAUCCUGGUAGUUACAAUGAAAAAAAUUUCUAUAAAUUCAGUUUACCUGUAUCAAAUAUACUUAACAAAGCUAAAGCCCCAUGCUAAUUUACUUUUUGAACCUUCAAAUGCAUUCUGAUCAGAGUUGUCACUAUUACCUAAUUACAGUGAUACUUUGAAUCACAUGGUUUUGUCAGUACUUGCUUCAAGCACUUGCUAUUGUUUUUGUUGCUUAGCUAGUGUUUUUAUAAAAUGUUACAAUUCUCUGGUGUUUAGCUACAAUGCUGUGAUACUGUAAUAUUUAUGAAUCUAUAUCAAUACCUUAUUUGAGAACUUAUUGGCGAAUAACUUAUUUGAGUAUCUAAUAACUUAUUUGAGAACCUAAAGAUAAAAGAAAAUGAAAAAAGUUAAAACGCUUCCACUCAAUCAUCAGUGAUGUAAUUAAUAAUGUAAUUCAAUGAAGAGCAAUUUCAUAAAACAGUUUUGUUGUAGCAAUCAUAUAACCAAAUAUAUUGUAUUUAAGGAAUUUACAAUUAUAUUAACUUGUGAUUUAAAUUGAUAAUAAACAUUACUCAUUCUCUCUCA
Echinops telfairi (small Madagascar hedgehog) is the source of this 2398-nucleotide messenger RNA. RefSeq names its product growth arrest and DNA damage inducible gamma (gene GADD45G). The record is from RefSeq and is a predicted model, not a curated record. Gene Ontology annotation, biological process: regulation of cell cycle. The coding region runs from base 160 to 639 and encodes 159 amino acids. Gene Ontology annotation, cellular component: cytoplasm; nucleus. The transcript is spliced from 4 exons. NCBI's taxonomy places the organism in Eukaryota, Metazoa, Chordata, Mammalia, Afrosoricida, Tenrecidae.